UGGUUUGGUUGCAUCCCUCCCUCAGGAAAAGAGGGACAGGACUGCCUAAAACCGUUUGAGUGAGGACUGUAGGUGUUCUCAGCUGACCUGUGUGCAGGCUCAGGUGCUCCCUGCAGGUUUGGUCAUUGCGCAGCUGCAGCAUUGUUACACACCGCCGCCGAAGAGAGGAGGAAAGGUUAGUGUGUGUCGGCGGGCAGUGAAAGUGGCUCCACAGCCGCUUGCUGCAUUGUAGUGUCACAGGCCUGUGUAGAAACAAAUCCUCCAUCUUCAUCCCUCACUGAUGGACGUCUUCAGCUUCGUGUGCGCUGCGCUCCUGUGCACGGUUGUGGUGCACGGUAAGCCAACGUUAAGGAAAGAGAGAGUUCUUCAUGACCCAGAGCUGAGCAGGAAAGCUCAUGAAGACAAUAAGAGCUACCAGUACGACCAUGAGGCCUUUCUUGGCAAAGAGGAGGCCAGGACAUUUGACCAGCUCACCCCCGAGGAGAGCAAGGACAGGCUCGGUAAAAUUGUGGAUCGGAUAGACAGCAACGCUGAUGGCUACAUCACCACAGCCGAACUCAAGACUUGGAUAAAGCGUGUGCAGAAGCGCUACGUGUAUGAGAAUGUGGCAAAGGUGUGGACAGAUUAUGACCUGAACAAAGACAACAAGAUUUCAUGGGAUGAAUACAAGCAAGCCACAUACGGAUACUACCUCGCCAACCCGGAGGAGUUUGAGGAAGCAACAGACCAGUUCAGCUUCAAGAAGAUGCUCCCUCGUGACGAGAGGAGGUUUAAAACAGCUGAUAUGGACGGGGACCUGGCAGCAGACAGAGAGGAGUUCACAUCCUUCCUCCACCCUGAGGAGUUUGAACACAUGAGGGACAUUGUGGUUCUGGAAACCCUGGAGGACAUUGACAAGAAUGGUGACGGACACGUGGAUGAAGAUGAGUAUAUUGCCGACAUGUUUGCUCAUGAGGAGGGGGGUCCAGAGCCGGACUGGGUCAAGACCGAGAGGGAACAGUUCUCUGAUUUCAGAGACUUGAACAAAGACGGCAAGAUGGACCAGGAUGAAAUCCGACACUGGAUUAUGCCACAAGACUACGACCACGCCCAAGCCGAAGCCAGACAUCUGGUGUACGAGUCUGACCAGGACAAGGACCAGAUGUUGACCAAAGACGAAAUCCUUGAAAACUGGAACAUGUUUGUGGGAAGCCAGGCCACCAACUAUGGCGAGGACCUCACCAAGAACCAUGACGAGCUCUGAGCUUACGGUGCAGCUUCUGUUGUGUGUGUGUGUGUGUGUGUGUGUGUGUGUGUGUGUGUGUGUGUGUGUGUGUGUGUGUGUGUGUGUGU
Molecule: messenger RNA, 1332 nt
Organism: Epinephelus fuscoguttatus (brown-marbled grouper)
Lineage: Eukaryota; Metazoa; Chordata; Actinopteri; Perciformes; Serranidae
Gene: rcn1
Product: reticulocalbin 1, EF-hand calcium binding domain
Exons: 6
Coding region: 281-1243 (320 amino acids)
Cellular component (GO): endoplasmic reticulum
Molecular function (GO): calcium ion binding
Source: RefSeq, a predicted model, not a curated record